AUGGCCAUGUCGAAUAUGGUCAUUGUGACAUGGAGUAUGCUCAUUGCCCUGUCAAUGUGUGUUUGGAGUGGCAAGUCCGAGGAGGUUUGCGAAUCAGAGGAGGUGACCUUCCUUUCAACGCAUCACCGCUCUCUGGAAGACUGGGGCCCCAUCCGGCGCAAUUCUCACAGCACUUACCCAAGUAUUCUCGAUGGCGAGCUAGUGCCCAGCGCAGCACUUUGUGCAAACUUCGCACUGGGAGGGGUCUGUGCGGCCGACAACAUGAGUGUCACUUUGGGCAUUGACCACACUUGGCUGGCAGAUUUGAUCAUUUGGAUCGAGAAUCCGGCCGGGAAUGUCUCACGGCUUCUCGAAGGCAAUGGAGGAGCCAGGGAUUUGAUCUCUACCAGUCCAGUCACAUUUGAGAGCUCCGCCGGUGCUCCGGCAUCGGACAUAGGUCUUUCAUUUUUGAAUGCUGUCCGACCGUUUGACGACGGCUUGGAUGCCUUGGCAACAAGCCCAAACGGAAACUGGUCAUUCUGCAUUGGAGAUCGGUGGGGUGGGGAUAUUGGGACCUUCGUUUCUUUCAGUUUGAACCUUCCUGCUGCCGGUCCGUCUUCCAACACCAUUUCCGGCGCAGCCAUGUCCUCCACACCAGAGGUCAUCAAGGUGCACUUUGAGUUCCAGGCUCCAACUGGCCCACCAAAAGUCCCAGACCCCGCUGACGUGGAAAAGAAGAAGGAAUCAGCCGGGCAAUAA
Molecule: messenger RNA, 738 nt
Organism: Symbiodinium sp. CCMP2592
Lineage: Eukaryota; Dinophyceae; Suessiales; Symbiodiniaceae
Source: the annotation of a GenBank genome assembly